CUUAAAAAUCAAGGAUUAUUCAUAAAUAUGGAUUGUACCACAGCAAACAAAAAUAAUUAUACGUCUGAACAAUAUAGGUCGCGUGGCAAUGAAGCAUUUAAAAUUAAAAACUACGAAGAAUCGCUAAAAAUGUAUACUUUAAGUAUAAUGACUGCGGAAACUGACUCUCUCAACUAUGCUUUGUCUGUGGCAAAUAGGUCUGCUGCUUUAUAUUAUUUAGAAGAAUAUGAGCAUAGCUUAAAAGAUAUUGAUCAGGCAUUUAAAUCCAAACGGUAUCCAUUACAGAAUGAUUACAAGUUAUUAGAAAGAAAAGGAAAUUGUUACCGUCAUAUGAAUCAAAUGUCUCAUGCUUUAGAACUGUAUUCGAAUUGCUUAUCACAUUUAAAUACUAAUACACAUUUGACAUUUGCCACCAAAGAAAAAAUCAAAACCAGAAUAUCAGAAUUUGUGAAAAAAUGUGAAGUAGUAGAAGAAAAGACAAAGGAAAUUAAUAAUAAAUAUAAAAGUUUCACAAGACUUGAAUUUGAUAAAAAGUCUGGUUUAUCAAAUUUUAUUGAAAUAAAAAAUUCAAAAGAAAUGGGAAGAGGAUUAUUCGCAUCAAAAAACAUUAAGUCUGGUGAAAUACUCAUCAUAGAAAAACCUUUUGCUGGUGUAUUUAAAAAUAAUAUGUGGAUUUUCAACUGCAAUUAUUGUUUCAAACGAUGUUUAUCGGCCAUCCCGUGUUCCAAAUGUUCACAGGUUGUCUAUUGUGAUGAGACGUGUCUACAAAAAGCCCACACCAGUUACCACGGUAUAGAAUGUUCAUUAGUCUACCCUCUCAAAGCGGACCCAACUGUUGAACCCACCCACGAUCUGGCUUUACGUUGUUUUGUUCAGCUGAUUAAUGUAAUGGGCCUCGAACAUUACUGCUCGUUGGUACAAAAGUAUAAUGAAACAAACUUUAGUUUUGACGAAAACAGCGAUAAUCAUGAUGAUGUGGACAAUACUUUUCACUCGAUAUAUGCACUGGACGGAAACGAGACCAAAAGAACCGUAUCCAAUUUAUUUUUCAUGCAUUGCACCGCGUCAAUGAUGGUGUCUCUGUUGUCGUUGAAUGAAUAUUAUGAUAUACCAUCUAAUUUGUUGGGCACUGUUGGUGUAUCAUUGGUUCAUUUGCUGUGUGUAGCCAACUUGAACUCACACGCGUCUGUAGAGCAUUCCAAGUACAUAGGAAAGAACAGUAAUAAUGUCGUCUUGAACCGACCAGUGACUUAUGAUUCUGUCGCUCUUGUCCUAUGCACUGCGUACAGUUUGAUAAAUCAUUCGUGCGAUCCAAAUGUGAUCGUUCAAACGUAUAGUGGUGUAGAGGUGACUCGGGCAAUACAGCCGAUUUCUAAAGGAUCUCAACUAUUCACUGAUUAUGGCGUCAAAUUUAUGACACACGACAAAGAAGAACGCAGUAGACAUUUA
Messenger RNA from Diuraphis noxia (Russian wheat aphid), 1449 nucleotides. Its product is annotated as protein-lysine N-methyltransferase SMYD4-like. NCBI's taxonomy places the organism in Eukaryota, Metazoa, Arthropoda, Insecta, Hemiptera, Aphididae. The record is from RefSeq and is a predicted model, not a curated record. Gene Ontology annotation, cellular component: nucleus; cytoplasm. Gene Ontology annotation, molecular function: histone deacetylase binding.